ACUUCCGGUUUGUCAAUUUAAUGGUGGAAGGACCGGUGGAGACCCAGGAAAUAAACAAAGGGAAUUACAAGAGUUAUUGAUUCAAAAUAAGGUAAUCGGCUUCACUUAGUUCUGAAAGUGAAAGCUGACCGAGAUCAGUUUACAAAUGCACAGACUAUAAUUUAUAAACCUUUACUAACGCAGUUCACACAUUGUCUUGUUCUAUUGAAUUGUUAAUGCACCAUUCAAUAGACUCAAAUAGAUUAAAUUUAUAUAUUAUAUAGCCUAGAUACUUUGGUCAAAAAUGUAAACAUUUUGUAAAAAUAAACCAAUGGCAUAGUUAAAUAGAGCACAUUUUUUACAGAAUUAUAACACCAAAAUCAUAUUUUUAGCUGUUGUAGUUUUAAAGUUAUGAAUUUUUAAAGUACGACUUGGUUUGUCAUUGUCCUUUUUUAAUGACAACAUGGACUGCAUCUCUACAUUCUGUGACCUCAUUCCGCUGAUCGCAUCAUGCGCAAUGACUAUAUAGUUUAUAAGGCAACGCAUUCCCUUAUCACUUAAAUACUGUUUAGGGUCGACUUAUUUUAAACUUUCAACUUUGGCACAUGAAUAAUUAAUUAAAGCUUUCCCUGACCAAUGGUUUAAUAGCUUUUGCACACGGCAAACUCUUAUGAAUGAAACUCUGAGGUAGUACAAUACAGCCAUUAUGCAAGUGGCUGUGAAUGGUUGCCAAUGACAACGUGUGGCACACCGUAAAUUCUGAUCAUUGAUAAUAUGGACUCUACCUGGUUUUUAAAGCUCAAAUUAAAACAUUUCAGUUUAAAUGUCUUCAAAAUGCAUUCUGCAACACAAGUUAUCAAAUAUUUUGAUGUAAAUAGUGGUAAUAAUUUAAUAUUUCCUAAGUAUUGGCAACUUCCGCCAUUAAAAAAGAGACGUGGCCCACACCAUGUCGAAAUUAGGCUGAGCGAACUGCAUGACUUGCUGCGAACCCGUAGAAACAUGGCGUCUCUCGUUAAACACAUAUCACUGUGAAAAUUGGCAUACAGGUAGAUCAGUACAUGCCUCAGAUCUAUAAAAAAUUUGGUAGUGACAUAUCUUUUAAUUCAACUUAAUUUUAAUGGUGGAAGUUGUCUUAUAUUCAGCAAUGAUCUUCUCAAAGCUGACUGAUUGUAAAUUUAAAAGAAAUUGAUUAAAAUGUAGGCCAAGAUGUCCUCUAAAGCAAAAGGCUGGAAUAGGAACACAAUUCUGGGAUAUAGUAAUUAUUUUAUGAAUGAAAUAGUUCCAACAUCAAAAAAUUAAAAACUCAGAUUUUCGCACGCCGACUCCCAUACAAAUUUUUUAGUAGUUUCACUUGCUUCAUCAAAGUACCCACAGUAUAGGGUCAAAACCCUGGUCCGAUAGGGUCAAAAACAAGGUUAGGGAUAAGUUUAGGGUUCAGGUUGGGUUUAGGAAAGAUUUAGGGUUCAGGUUAGGUUUAGGGAUAAAUUUAGGACAUAUGUUCGUGGGUCGCAGCAACCAAGGUAAAAAAACGAGAUUCUAUUUCUUCACAUUUACCGUUACCUAAGUCUUAAUCAGUACAGUAAUGUAUGAUACUCUGUUGGUAAUGUAUGACAUACUCUUUCAAAUGAGUAGGUACUUAGGUGAAGCAAGGGAGACUUCUAAAAAUUUGGGUAAACAUGGACUUUAUGCGUCAUGACAUUUUACAAAGUCGCCAUCUAGGUUGCCACGACCCGUGACAGUCACAUCAAUAAAAGUUGUACUUCUAAGAUCCUCUUGUCCAACACUGUCAGAGACCUUGGCUUCUAUACUGACAGGAAACUUACAAUGAAUCCCUAUAUCAGCUCUGUGGUCAGGGCUUGUUUCUGUCAUCUACGCACCUUGGGCAGCUGUGUCCUCAACUUAAUAAGAGAACAGCCAGUGCUGUGGCAGUCACUCUAAUCCAAUCAAGAGUGGGGUUUAUCGCAAAACCAAUUUCAGAGACUCCAGAAGUUACAAAAUGCUGCAGCAGGCAUUGUAUUGCUGAUACAGAGAUCUGACCACAUCACCACAGUUCUUAAAGAUCUCCUAUGAAUGAGCGCAUUGACCACAAAAUUCUGUCCAUGGCGUUAGCUGUAAGGAAGGCUCUGCACCUGAAUAUCUUAAAGAACUGAUUUCUAAACACAUAUACUUAAAGAACCUGGACUCUUCAACACAGUGUCCUUACCGAGAGUUCCCAGAGUGGAUGGACACAGAAAGAAGUCAUACAGAGUGCGCUCUUUUGAAUUUAUCGCGCAAAAGUUAUGGAACAGUUUGCCUCAAUUUUUGAGGGAAAUUGAAAACGAUAAAAAAAAUCAAUUAAGAAACAUUUAAAGAAAUUUUUCUUUAAAUAGAUUUAAUAACAUCAGAGCUCUGUGAGCAUGCUAAAAUAGCAUAGAUACAAGCACUAUAUAAGUAUUUAAUCAAUCAAUGGCUGGUGGGGUUAAAAAAAAAGUAACACGUCUGCUAAAGUGGGGAGGGGAAAGGAGAGAAUUAGCUGGUUUGGCAAAGAUAUUAAAAUAAGAGCAAAAUGUUAAUAUCUAAUGAAAUAAUUUUCAGCCGGUAUAUAAAUUUAGGGGCAAACGAAGCUACUUUAUUGUAUCCAACUAAAUAUUUGGCAAGAAGUGUCAACGACAUGUGGUCGUCCCCUUUACUCGUAUAAUUUCAGCUGGUACAAAAAUUUCGUGGCGAGCGUGGCUACUUUGUUGUAUCCAUCUAGAUAUUUUUGGCAAGAAGCGUCAAAGACCUGCGAUCACUCCCUUUUCUGGGGUAAUUUUAGUGGGUACAUGCUCGUUUCCCUCAACUAAAAAGAAGGGCAACUAAAGUUAAAAACAACACAAAGUUUGCGUGAAUCCAGCACAGAAACUUUACAUAAACACGGAAAUAACAUUGGCGCCCGAAAAUCUGAGGUUUUUAUUUUAUGAUGUUGGUGCCAUUUUAUUCAUAAAAGAAUUACUAUAUUCCAUAUCCCACAAUUUUGUUCCUUUUCUGGCCAUUCGCUUAAGAGGACAUCUUGGCCUACAUUUUAAUUGAUUUCUUUUUUAUUUACAAUACAUCAACUUCGAAAAAAUCUUUUGUGAAUGUAAGGCAAUUUUAAUCAUUAAGAUUUAGUCAAAAUUGAAUAUAUGCCCUUUUCAAAUUAUGUCUCUGGGAUAUACAUUGAUUUACCAGUGUGCCUAUUUUCAUAACGCUAUGUGUUUUAUGAGAGAUGCCAUGUUUCCAUGCUUGAGCAGUUUACUAUGUAGGUUGCUCUACCCAACUUCGCUUGGAUGUGACCAAAACCCUUUUUUAAUGGAAGAAGAUGCUGAUACUUAAGAAAUAUUCUAUUAUUAACACCAGUUACAUCAAAAUAUUUGGAUAACUUAUGUUGUAGAGUGAACUUAGACUAGAAGGCAUUUAAACAAGAAUAUUUGAGUCCAUUAAAAUUGAUCAUAAUUUGCAGUGUGCAAAGCAUUGUCAUGGGCAACCAUUCAGUCACUUAUAAUAGCUAUACUACUAUAGUAUCAUUAUCAUAAUUUCAUUCAAAGGAGAUUGUUAUGUUAAAGACCUUUUAAAUCAUUGGUCAGGGAAAGCUUUAAUUAAUUAGUCAUGUGCAAAAGUUGAAAGUUCAAGAUAAGUACUCCCAAACCAGUAUUAUAUUAUUUAUAAAUGUAUAUAAUGUCGGCUAGACUUGGUAAACAGAAAAUCCACAUCAAAGUUAUUAAAUUUACUGAUGAUGGAUUUUAUAUAAGUUACAAUUUAUUUAUAAUUGCAUAAUAGUGUUAAAAUUAAUUUAAAAAUUAGAAAUUUUAAUAAUCAGAGAAGUUGUAUAGAAUUAUCAUAUUAAAACAAGAGCUAUUGCGUGUGAUACAAUCAGCAGAAUUGGGUCACAAAAUGUGGAGGUGCAGUCUAUGGUAAAAAUGUCAAAAAAUUACAAAUGCACUCACAAUUAAAAGUUCAUAGCUCAAAAGUACUAAAGCCAGAAAAUUGUUUCUAGUUUCCUUUUUUACAUUUUGAAAUUCGCUCUAUACAACUGUAAUAUUUUAAAAAAUUUUGUAUAUUUUUACAGAAGUACCUACAAAUGACAGUGUAUAAAAAUUAAAAUGUUGAGUAAUAAUUCUUGGACAAAAUUUUCAAAUUGAAGUUACAGCUUUAAGGCAUAGUUAUUUAGAUAAGGCUUGACAAAAAAAAAACAACCUAAGUUAUGGUAUGUCAAUUCUGAAUACAGUUAUAUGAUUUUUUUUCCUGAAUUAAUUUUGGAUAACUAUUUAAAUUUAAAACAGGAAUUAUGUCAUCAUCUCUUCAACCAAGUGUUGUACAAAGCUCAUUUCUCAGCCCAGAGACUUCAGAGGCAGAGGAAGAAUCAGAUGAGAUCUUUAAUGAACUAAUAAUUGAGGAUCCUAAUGCUAUAGUGAGAUUUUGUAACACUGUCUUUUUUAAGCUUAAUAUUUAUAUAAAUGAAGUUUUGCUCUUCUUAUAUUUCGUACCCUGUUGUUUCCCCAAACAUUUUUGAGCUAGAGCAUUUUUUCAAACUAUGAAUUUCCGGUGUAAACAAAACACCUAGUCAAACAUUACCAAAGUAGUAAAAAGGUUUGGCUGAAUAUGCAUAUACUCUUUUAGAAAUGGUGACAUAUCAUAAUUCUUUUGUUAAACCCUGUGGUCGAUAUGUGUAUCAUACUAUGAGAAACACUGAUUUAGAACAUUCUAGUAUUACCAAUAGUGUCUUAAUUUAUAUAUACAGUGGUACCUCGACACACGAGUGCCCUAACUUACGAGAUGUUUGAUAUACGAGCCGUCAGCUAGCGAUGUUUUGCUUUGAAAUACAAAAACUUUUGAGAUACUAGCAACUGGGUCAGCGGAUUGGCCGACUGCACACGACACACCAGGACAGUUUUUUUUUUUUUUAACUGCCUGUAGGCUGUAGGUGAAAGUGAGGAAAGCAUGGUGAAAAGGCAAUGACCAGUGAAGAGAAAAGCAGUGACAUAAAUUAAGCGAAAGUAACAAAAAAUUGUACAAUUAAGUUCAGUGAAGUUUAGUUAAGUUCCAAUAAGUUUAGGGAUAAAUUGCAGCAUUAAGAGUGUAACGAGUAAGUGAAAUGAAGCGGCCGAAAGAGUUCAGCAUUAACAGUGUAGCGAGUAAGUGAACGAAGUGAAGCUCCUUCACCUAUCUCCUCCACCCUAAACCUCCGCCAGCAUCUUCCGGGGGCUGGAACGGAUUACUGGUAUUUCAAUUAAUUUCAAUGAAGAAAAUUGCUUUGAGAUACGAGCAAAUUGACUUAUGAGCCAGGUUACGGAACGAAUAAAAUUCGUAUCUCGAGUUACCACUGUAUACAUUAAAAUUUAUUUUUAAAUUCUUUUUUGUUAUAACUUACAUUUUUUAUUUCAAUCCAUUUGCAGGACAUAGAUCUUAAUCAUUGUAGGAUAGCAAAGAUAAAAAACUUAGAACAAACAACAUGUGUUGAGGUAAGCAUUUAAAAACAAUUCUUUAAUAAAUCAUAGUUAUCAGUGAACAAAUGUUCUCAUGUAGAAUGAGGAUUUUCCCCGUAAUAACUUUUCAAAAGUUAAUUUAAAACUCUACAAAAGACUUUAAUUACUGAAUCUUAGUGGGAUGUGGGAUUACAAUAGAAUAUAUAUAUUUGUAUGUAAUAUUUUUUCUAUAUUUUUCUUUAGACCCUGUGUUUGCGGCAGAACUUGGUAAAACAGAUAGAAGGUCUGAGUACACUUAUCCAUCUGAGAGAACUUGACUUGUAUGACAAUCAAAUUUCAGAGAUUAUCAAUUUAGAAGCUCUGGUAAACUUAGAGUAAGAAAAAUUCAGUUCUAAAAAUCUCAUGCCAUUCUAGUGCUGAUAACUGCCCAUUUAAAAUAUCUAUUUAAUUUUCCAUAAAUAUUUGGGAAAUAAAUAUAUUUUAAAAUUAUUAAUUUUAGCUGAAUUGCAUUUUUAAUCUUCUAAAAAAGCAUUUAAGCUAUAGAUAACUUAGAACUCCAAUAACCAAUGAUUAUAACUUUCAGUUCAUUUACCUACCCCAACUUUAAAGUGAAUUUAAAAAGAAAAAAACUUACCAUAUAAACUUGUUCUAAAGGCCGAUUUUUUUUUCUGGAAAAAUAUUUAAGGGGAAUAAGUGGGAUUGUUGGCUUAUGAGUGGGUCCCAGGAGAUUUUUAUAAUUUUCUCUAGGUACAUUGGAUAAUCAAUUUCUAAUUAUAGAUAACUGAGGUUGAAGUCUACCAAACAAUAUUUGAAUACUUCAUCAGCAGCUUUAAAUAUUAUAAAAAACAAAGAUAUAGGAAUUCGAUGGUGCCAUUAUUUGCCCACAGUAAUGAUAAGUAGAUAUUAAAAGUCAGUAACAACUCACAAAAGUAUGGCCUUCAUAUCUCGUCUCAUCUCAUGCAUUCUGUUGGUACUGUAUUGGUUUCACUGACAUCUUUUUUUUUUUUUAUGGGGUUGGCUUAUGACCAGGCUAUACAUUUUUUAGACUUACUAUUCCUAAAGGGGAGGGGGUGGGGGGGGGGUCUAGGUUAUGAACAGACCUAAAUUUUUGAAUAUACUUCAUUUUGUCUCAUGCAUUCUGUUGGUACUGUAUUGGUUUCACUGACAUCUUUUUUUUUUUUAUGGGGUUGGCUUAUGACCAGGCUAUACAUUUUUUAGACUUACUAUUCCUAAAGGGGAGGGGGUGGGGGGGGGGUCUAGCUUAUGAACAGACAUAAAUUGUUGAAUAUACUUCAUUUUGCAAAAUGGUGCAGGCAAAGCCUCAUGUAUUCAUGUUGGUCUAUACAAGUUGCUUGGUUAACCAUAUUACUCUCAAAGUUCCAAAUACUUGAGAGCACUAAAAUCCAUAUGUUAACUUAAAAGUGAAGGAAAAGUUAAAAUUGUAUUGAGUCCGGUAACUUUACAUAUUUAUUUAUAUUCUGUUGAAAUAUUUAUCAACAAAUGUUUGUGAACUUACAACUUAGUACUACAGUUAAACUAAAAGGAAUUACUUAUUUAUAUUGUUGUAUCACCUUUCCCAUGCAGACAUCUAGAUUUAUCUUACAACCGCCUGCGAAGGAUUGAAGGCCUACAAACAUUGACCAACUUACGAAAACUGUUUCUUGUCAACAACAAAAUCAGUAAGAUAGAAAAUUUGAAUCACUUGGUACAUCUUGAAAUGUUAGAACUUGGCGAUAACAGAAUUAGGGUAAGUGGCAAUUUUAAAUCGUGUCUACAACACUAUUAUGGUAUAUGGUCUGCAACAAAUUUGAUGUGAACUUGUAGAUUUUGUUGAUGUUAACGCCUCUGAGCUCUUCUGUUAUUAAAUUUAACAGAUUAGUGACUAAAAUAAAAUUGUUACAGUACAAUCCUUGAGAAUUUCAUAACCCCAAAGAAUCCAAUUUUCAGACUUUCUAAUUUAAUUAACAUCUUGCUUGUUUUAUAUACAUAAUAAAUAAAAUAGUAAUACAAUUUUAAAAAGUGUUUAGUGAGCUGAAAGUUCAUUUUUCUAAAAUAAUCUACUCAUAAUUCUACCAUCAUUUUUAAUUAAUCUAAAAAUUAAAAUGAAAAAUAUUAAUUUCGAACAAACUUUUAACUUUUUGCCCUUUAAGACUAUAUUUUGUUAUUACAGAUUGGAAACUAUUAAAUAUGUGAAUUUUUAAUAUUUUUUUUAAGGUUAUAGAGGGCAUAGAUAAGCUAGUGAAUCUGCACAGUCUUUACCUGGGUAAAAACAAAAUAACUAAGCUAGAAGGCUUAGGUACACUCACCCGCUUGUCAUGUCUUAGUGUCCAGGUAAGAAUAGAAGAAGAAAAAGUUAUAAUAGCAGUAAAUAAAAUGUCCAUUUAUAAAUGAUUUGUACUAACUUUUAUUUAGGAUUUUAACAAUAAUAAUAAUUUAAACAUUGAUCUGUCUAUACCAAUUUUUUCAAAGGCACAGAUUCAAAAGUUACAAUAGUAUCUGCUCAUAUUUAUUAUUUCUAAUGAUUUGGCCUACAACAGUUCACCAUUAGAUUGGCGUUCUUGGUAUAACACAGACAAAAUGUCAACUGGCAGCUAAUUCCCACUUUUUGAAUCUUAAUAAUUUAUUGCAUGAGUUUUACAUAGUCAUUAGCAAAUACUUUUUUAUAUCUUAACCAUAGUGGUUUUUAUAAUUUAAAUCAUAUAUGUAUGUUGAAUUACUUUUUUUUUUAAAGAGUAACAGGCUUUUGAAGAUAGAAGGUCUAGAGAACCUGAAUGAAUUAGAUGAGCUAUAUUUAAGUCACAAUGGAGUGGAAAAGAUUGAAGGACUUGAUGCUUGUGUAAGAAUUUAAUAAUUUAUUAUUAGCCAGCUAAUUUAUUUUUCUUACAUCAUGCUGAUUAUGCCAGAGGUGUAGCUAGAGUGUUGGCGCUCGGGGACAAGAUUCUUUUUAAAAAGCCUCCCUUUCUUUUUUUCAACUCUCAAACCCAUUAUUUUCAUCAAUAAAAUAAUAUUGAAGCACAUUUUGGCGCCUCUAACUAGUCUAGCCCCCAUCUGUACAACACCCCCGCCCCCAUUGCUACACCUCUGCAUUAUCCAAGUCAUGUUAAAUUAAAAUCAAUUUUAUUAUUUUAGUACAAGGAGAGUUUUUUUGAUGUCAAAAUUAGCUUUUUGGAUGGUAUUCAGGGGGUAUGCAAUAUUAUGUUUGCAUUUAUCUAUUUUAAAAUGAUUUUUUAAAAUCUUGUAAAUCAUUAAAACAUUAACAAUAACAUACUCAUUUUUAAAAAAAAAGAUUAAAUUAUGCUUUUAUGUUUAAAAAAUUAGAUACAUUUAUGUGCUAAAAAUUAUUUAGAUAGCUUUACCGUUUCUAGAUCUACAUCAAAGAGCAAAGUAAAUAAAUUCUGCUGCAGGAUACUUUUUAAUGGUGAAGAUCAUAAAGAUAAUAUUUUUUCAGUUGUAUACUUAAUUUUUUAGCUGUUGUUGAAGAUUGAUAAAUAUUAUGCACCAAAAGAUAUGAUCUGACGUUAUAAUAGAAGGCAUAUUGCACUACUUUCUACAUGCUGUUGUGAAGAAUCAGCAUCUUAAAGUCUAAUUUUUUAUGUAUGAAACUGUAACAGAAUCAAGUUUUAAUGUAGUGUAUCCUCACAAAAAAUUAUGGCAAGUCAUUGAAAUGUAUAUUUAGGAAUUACAGAUGUUUAAGUUUCUAACAUCAAUGGAUUUUGGGAAAUGUUUAUCUUCUAUUUAAUAUAGCCCAACCUAACACUUUUUACACACCUCCUGAACUACAAAGAAAAUAUUUUUUCUAAAAAGUGUGUACAUGUUAUAAUAGCCUGGGAUUUUUUACAGAGCAUGUGUUACUGUAUCAGUAUAACGUUUCACCUUGCAACAUAUAUAAUCCAAUAUGUGAUUAUCUUAAAAUUUAGUUCUUCUUUCAUGUUUCUUGCCAGUAUUCUGUUGUAUGUUUAUUUAAUUUAUCUACAGACAAAGUUAACCACCCUUGAUCUUGCUGGAAAUAGGAUUAAAAAAAUUGAAAAUAUAUCACAAUUAGAAGAUUUGGCAGAGUUUUGGGUGAGUUGAGAUAUAUGUUUUUUUAGUUUGGGCAUUUUACAUUGAAGUCAGGAUUACCAAACAAAGGUUACCAUAUUUCAUUUUGUUGUUAGUACAAGUAAAUGGAUUUCAGAUAAGGAUUUCAAAGUGAUCAAUUUAUUAAACAGUCUUGAUUAACAUAUUUAAGUUGAGAGGGUUUGUUGAGAAAAUAAAAUAUUAAAAGAUAAUGGCAAAUUUACAUUAAGCUAAUUUUUUGCUGAGAUCAAAUGAUAGUUCAUAUUUAACAUUUAUGCAUUUUUAUAUAACCUUUUUUAAUCUAUUCUUUAAUGCUCUUAAAAAUAUCAUCUUAAGUCACUUUCUUUAUUUCUACCAUUUUUAGUUUAAUGACAAUGCUGUAGAAUCUUGGGAAGAAGUGGAAUCACUGACAAAACUUAAGAAACUGGAGACCGUUUAUCUAGAAAGGAACCCAAUUUAUUUUGACUCUGAAAAACAGAUGGACCCCAACUACAGGAGGAAAGUUAUGCUUACUUUGCCAUGGGUGCGGCAGAUAGAUGCAACAUUAGCCAGGUGAUAACUAUGAACCCAGUUCCACUGAAGAAAAGCAAAUGUGUACAAAUAUUUUAUUUAGGUAAAGCAAUGGGAUUGUGAAAUUGAUGUUUUAGACAGUUUUUGUAACAUAGACCAAAACCCAUUUUGUUGUGCCCUGAUUUGUUGUACUGUGUAGUUGUUGCUAAGAUGUAAAGUUGAUGAAUGCCUAAAACUCUUUUCUGUUAAAAAUUGAUUUUUUAACAGUGCAGUGUAGUUAAAUCAAUCAUUUUAAAAUAUCAAUUUAAAAUGAUGAUGAGCUUUAAAAUAAUUUAUAUUAUGUAUAUUGUAAUUAUAAAUUUAAUUACUUUAAAUAUAUCUUGACCUUGAGGCUGAUGACCAUAAAUAAAUGUCUUAAAUUCUGUUUUGAACCAUGUUUGUGAGCAGUUCAAUUAUUUAUUAUAAAUUUUAUAUAUUUUUUUGGGUUAUUGUUAAUGUAUUAAGAUCAAUGGAUUAAUUUGUUAAUAUUUUAAACUCAUGAAAGAGAGACAGGAGUUUUUAGUUUGGAUGUCAAAAUAUAACUCCAUAAUUAGAAAUUUCAGCUUUUUGAAACAUUUGACUAAUGUAUUGAGGCUAUACUUUGAAGAACUUGUUUUUUUUCAAUAGCCACAUUUUCAAAAUGGAUGUCCUCUUGACAAAUGAACAUAAAAGUAUAUCUAAAAGGCCAAAGUUUAUUUAUUUAAUGUAUAAAAUUUCAAAAUAUUCAAAAUCAGGGGUUUGCUAAUCAUUUAGAAGCUUUUUCUAAAGAGCCAGGAUAUAUUUUUUUGUCUAGUCUGAUUAUUAAAAAAAAAUAGUUGAAAACUCAAUUCUUUGGGAUUUUUAAAGAUCCCUUUUUUUAAAGUUAUUAAAGUUAUUAGAAAAAUUUCUUAGUCUCCACAAAACAAUUUAUUUGUAUUUUUUUAGUUCACCCUUCAUAAAUUGUGAGGAGAGAGGAAAUAUUUGCAGAGUUUUUAUUUGAUUUAGAUUCUAAGUGUCAUGAAUUUUGAUACACAUAAAUGUUAUUUCGCUUCAUCGUCAGUCUUAAUAUCUUUCCACAUUUUCAUUUCUAAAAUUAUAAAUUUUUAACAAUGAUUUCCAUAUAUUUAUGUCAAGUUAUUAUUAAACCUUUCUUUCUUAUACCGGUAUUAAAAACACUUCCUUUUGUUGUUUUUUUUAAAAUUCACAACUCUCUUUAUAGUUGGCAUUAUAUUUUGUAUUGUACAAGCAAAUAAAUUGAUUAAAGUCCAAUAUAAAGUUUAUAGAUAAUAAAAGAUUACAUGUAGAAAUAAAGGAUUACUGCAUUUUAAUUUCAUUUUUUUUUUUACUGUUCACAAAAAAGCAUUGAUUUACUGAAUAUAUAUAAAAAAAUUUUUGUGCUAGAAAAGUACCCAUAAAAUUCAUUGAACAUUUUAAUAUUGUGACUGUCAAGUUAUCAUUGUGCAUUUAGUUUAUUGUAAAAUGAAUGGAAGUAUUUGAGGUUUUCUAAAAAAAAAUUCAGACAAAUGUUAGGUGACUUUGUGUUAUUUUUUUUCACUGUGAUAUUGAUUCAAUUUGAAUAUGGAGUUCCUGCUGACAGUUUAGUUUAGUGAAUAAAAGACUUUC
Molecule: messenger RNA, 11606 nt
Organism: Lymnaea stagnalis (great pond snail)
Lineage: Eukaryota; Metazoa; Mollusca; Gastropoda; Lymnaeidae
Source: the annotation of a GenBank genome assembly